This is a messenger RNA of Colletotrichum chrysophilum, 459 nucleotides long. RefSeq lists its product as uncharacterized. Lineage: Eukaryota; Fungi; Ascomycota; Sordariomycetes; Glomerellales; Glomerellaceae. The transcript is spliced from 6 exons. Bases 1 to 459 code for a protein of 152 amino acids. The record is from RefSeq and is a predicted model, not a curated record.
AUGUCCGCGCCCAACAUUGUAACUCCUGCAGGACGUGAACACACCGAUAUUCGUCAUGUUGGCGAGACUCAACUUAUAGUCGAUGAUGCUGAGGUCGCCGAUGACGACUCAUCAGAGCUUGGUGGUCAGACUACCAGUAGUAUUGCUAGCUCCAUUUGGAACUUCCAACUUGAGAAUGGUCGAACGUACCAUCGGUACAAGGAAGGAAACCUCCAACAUGAACUAUGUCUCCUCACUCUGGACCGGACGCUUGGUCUGGCACCGCCAAACGACGAGAACUCCAAGGUCAACCGUGUGCUUGACCUAGGCACCGGCACUGGGCUGUGGACCAUCGACUUCGGAGAUGUCCACCCCAAUGCAGAGGUUCUUGGCGUUGACCUUUCUCCCCCAGCAGCUGAAGCUCCACCGAACGUAGGAUUCGAGGUCGAUGAUGUUGAAGAACCAUGGACGUACACCUAG